AUGAGCUCGCAUAAGGUCGUCGUCCUUGGAAGUAGUGGUGUCGGAAAAAGUUCAUUUGUCAACGCCGUUUGCAACAGACAUGAUAUAAUUCCUAGUAGUACGGUUGGUUGUGCUGUUUCUGUAAUCGCUCACCAAUAUCGUGCUGGAAGUACCGACGAGCAAACGGAGCUUAUUGAACUCUGGGAUAUCGGUGGUUCCACAGUUCAUCAAAAAGCAUCUGUUAAUUUCUUUGAAGGAGCUACAGGUGCGAUAUUAGUACACGAUUUGAGCAAUAAGAAAAGUGAAUCAAAUCUUUCGCAGUGGGUUGCAUUACUUCGUGGCGAAUCAUCGUUACCUUCUGUGAUCUCAUCGUUCACAUCUUCAUCCAGUUCACGAUUUUUGUUAAGCGAUAUUGAAAGUACCGCAAUGCCGACUUUGAUUGUUGGCUGUAAAUCUGAUUUAGCACCUGAACGAGCUAAGCAGACAGCAUAUGAUCGAAUCUUUUUAAAUUGUCAGCGUCCAAUUUCACCUGGCUCCACUAAUCGAAUUAUCUUAUCGAAAUUUUUUGAUUCAGUUGUUGAGCGUAAAAAAGUGCCUGGAGCUGGAGAUAAGCGACGUAGGACCAUUAUCACUUAG
Molecule: messenger RNA, 615 nt
Organism: Brugia pahangi
Lineage: Eukaryota; Metazoa; Nematoda; Chromadorea; Rhabditida; Onchocercidae
Source: the annotation of a GenBank genome assembly